Malus domestica (apple) is the source of this 866-nucleotide messenger RNA. RefSeq names its product probable cytokinin riboside 5'-monophosphate phosphoribohydrolase LOGL1. Gene Ontology annotation, cellular component: cytosol. Gene Ontology annotation, biological process: cytokinin biosynthetic process. The record is from RefSeq and is a predicted model, not a curated record. Lineage: Eukaryota; Viridiplantae; Streptophyta; Magnoliopsida; Rosales; Rosaceae. Gene Ontology annotation, molecular function: hydrolase activity, hydrolyzing N-glycosyl compounds.
UGUGGAGAUAGGUAGACUUCUUAUUGUUAGAGGGCCUGCGACUUAUUCAGCAGAAAUAAUUAAUGGGUAAGUUCAAAACGGUGUGUGUAUUUUGUGGGAGUAAUUCUGGGCACAGAAAGAUAUUCAGUGAUGCAGCUCUUCAACUUGGGAAAGAACUGGUGGAGAGGAAGAUGGAUUUGGUAUAUGGAGGAGGAAGUGUAGGGUUGAUGGGGUUGGUUUCUCAAACGGUUUAUGAUGGCGGAUGUCAUGUUCUUGGAGUAAUCCCAAAAGCCCUAAUUCCACUUGAGAUAUCAGGCAAUUCAGUAGGACAAGUAUUCGUUGUAUCGAACAUGCAUGAAAGAAAGGCUGAGAUGGCUCGUCGAGCUGAUGCUUUCAUUGCAUUGCCCGGUGGGUAUGGAACCAUGGAAGAGUUGCUUGAGAUGAUAACAUGGUCUCAGCUUGGAAUCCAUGAUAAACCAGUGGGUCUUUUGAACAUUGAUGGGUAUUAUGAUUGCUUGCUUCGUCUGUUUGAUAAAGGUGUGGAAGAGGGAUUUAUCACUUUAUCUGCUAGGAAUAUUGUCAUAUCUGCAAAAACUGCCACAGAGCUGAUACAGAAGAUGGAGGAAUACAUACCUUUGCAUAAUCAAGUGGCUCCAGCCCAAAACUGGAAAGUCGGAGAAAACCAUGCAAAUGAUCUAUGACUGACUUUACAAAUGAACUGGUUUAGAAAAAAAGCAAGGGUUGAAUUUAGUUAUAUUUGAUAUUCUGAAAUCUAAUAUUCCUCUUAAGAUUGGGAUGUAACUGAUAUAUAUAUAGUAUUUCCUUUCAUAUGCAGUAACAAAUGUGCUUCUUAAAUCAUAAUUCUUCAUUCCCGUAGGCAUAACACU